AUGUGUUACAGAAGUAAGAAGCUGAACGGGUCUCUGGAGCAGCCGGACCAUCCCGACCUGGACGCCAUCAAGAUGUUUGUGGGACAGAUCCCCAGGUCCUGGUGCGAGGAGCAGCUGAGAGAACUGUUCGAGCCGUACGGGGCGGUCUACGAGAUCAACGUGCUCCGCGACCGCAGCCAGAACCCACCGCAGAGCAAAGGCUGUUGUUUCGUCACCUUUUACACUCGGAAAUCAGCUCUGGAAGCACAGAACGCUCUGCACAACAUGAAGAUCCUCCCUGGGAUGCACCAUCCGAUCCAGAUGAAGCCGGCGGACAGUGAGAAGAACAAUGCAGUGGAAGACCGAAAGCUCUUCAUUGGAAUGAUCUCCAAGAAAUGUAACGAGAACGACAUCCGCCUCAUGUUCUCGCCGUACGGACAGAUCGAGGAGUGUCGCAUCCUGCGGGGCCCGGAUGGACUCAGCCGAGGUUGUGCUUUUGUCACGUUCACGGCUCGACAGAUGGCCCAGUCUGCCAUCAAGUCCAUGCACCAGUCGCAGACCAUGGAGGGAUGCUCCUCGCCCAUCGUGGUGAAGUUUGCAGACACUCAGAAGGACAAAGAGCAGAAGCGGCUGGCCCAGCAGCUGCAGCAGCACAUGCAGCAGCUCAGUGCUGCCUCCCUGUGGUCAAACCUGACUGGCCUCAGCAGCAUGGGCCCACAGUAUUUAGCUUUGCUGCAGCAGUCAGCCUCCACGGCCAACGGACUCAGCAGCAUGCACUCGUUCUCUGGUUUCAAUGCCAUCCAAAACCUGGCAGCCUUAGCAGCAGCAGCCAGCGCCACACAAGCCUCACAGUCGAGUUCAGGCUCUAUGACGAGCUCUAGCAGCCCCAUGUCCAUGUCCACCACAGGUUCUUCUCCCAGCUCCAGCAGCAGCUCCGCGGUGAACCCCCUGACGUCUUUAGGAGCCCUGCAGUCUCUGUCCUCCGGCUCUGGCCUCAACAUGGGCUCCCUCACAGGCAUGUCAGGUCUUAGCAGCUCCCUGUCCUCCAGCAGCCUCUCCGGGGGGCUAUCUGGAGGGUUAUCUGGAGGCCUGUCUGGAGGCCUGUCUGGAGGCCUGUCUGGAGGCCUGUCUGGAGGCCUGUCUGGGGGCCUGUCUGGGGGCCUGUCUGGUGGUCCUGGCUGCAGCAUGGAGGCCCUGAGCCAGGCAUACUCAGGCAUCCAGCAGUACGCAGCCGCCGCCCUGCCCAGCCUCUACAACCAGAGCCUCCUGUCCCAGCAGAGCAUCUCCGCCGCAGGAAGCCAGAAGGAAGGUCCAGAAGGCGCAAACCUGUUCAUCUACCAUCUGCCACAGGAGUUUGGAGACCAGGACCUUCUGCAGAUGUUCAUGCCCUUUGGAAACGUAAUCUCCGCCAAAGUGUUCAUCGACAAACAGACCAACCUCAGCAAGUGUUUCGGUUUCGUGAGUUAUGACAACCCAGUGUCAUCCCAGGCAGCGAUUCAGUCCAUGAACGGUUUUCAGAUCGGCAUGAAGAGACUCAAAGUCCAGCUCAAGCGCUCCAAGAACGACAGUAAACCCUACUGA
This is a messenger RNA of Knipowitschia caucasica, 1560 nucleotides long. The record is from the annotation of a GenBank genome assembly. Lineage: Eukaryota; Metazoa; Chordata; Actinopteri; Gobiiformes; Gobiidae.